GGCGUUGCUAGGCUGUGCAGCGGCGGCGGCAGCCUCGCACCCAACAUCGGCAGAUGUUGCGCGCGCGCCUGGCCAGUUUUUAAGUUUUGACGCAACUUUUAUAGAAGGCGUUUUGCUGUUGUCCGUCGCUGCUGCCGCUGCUGCUCAUUUUCACCGUCGUCGUUAUUAAAGUCCGCGCGCACCCACCGUCUCCACGUCAUAUCACUUCGUCGGCGUCUUUCUAAAACUGAGUGAAGAUCAUGAAGCCGGCGGGUCAGCUUGGGUAUCCCAUGGCCAAAGAGCCUUCUCGGUUGCUCAAGCUUCAAAAAGAGUUCCAGGAGAGACUGCUAAGGGAAAAGGAGGCCACUCUUACAGCCAUGCAAGGGGCACAGUACCAGACUGCGUUCUUCAGCGACAAUCAAAGAUACGUAAAAAUGCAACGCAUACCUUCUGGGUGGAAAUAUCCUCACACGUUUCCCAGAAUGCCAUCAAACACACGACCACCACUGCAGUUUUUACCACAGCCUCCUCCACAGCCUCCACCUUCUCAUCUGCGACAGACACAGUUUGGCAUGCAGAAACGAAGUGCUGGCAUUGACAGAGCCAAGCCUCUGCCGCAAAUAAAAAAGAAAAGCUCGAGCUUACACAAUAUAUUUCAAACACCACAACCGGCAUUCCCCCACUACAAGGCUGGGGAUACAUUAAAGGUGACCGACCGAUAUCCAAAUGGACCGUUAAAAUUGCCACCGGUUGAUGUGGACAAGUCUAAGCAACCAUCCAACUGGACAACUCAAAGCCAAUGUCAAAACGAUGUUGCUCACAUUUCAAAUGUUGGUAAAGCAAAAUACAUAGAGACGACACCCAGCGUAGAUGUGAAUUCAGGCGCCACAAAUACCUUUGACAACCUACCUCUACUGCCACAGUCUGACCAACAGCAGGUAAUUGAAUCUCACCAAGCACAUGCUCCUUUAGAAAGGACCAAUCUAACUACUCCUCACUGGAUGGUUCAGAAACCGAAAGAUGAUGAAGAAAGCAUUGAAGAAGAAAUUCAAAGAAAGGAACGCGAGAUCUUAGCAAAACUCAAUAAAUUUCAGGAAGAGUUGCAGAUCAUUCAGAGAGAAAGACAAAUGGCAGAAGAAGAAGAAAGGCAUUUAGAGCCUGCAAUCCAGGGCAUUACAGAACCGCAUUUCAUGGACAGGCACAAGGUCAUCCCUGCCAUAACAAGGACUGGCGAUUCAAAAAAACUACCAUCACUACACGGGAAUCAACAUGACAAUAAAAAUCAACCAGGGAUGGAAGAGGAACAAUUUGAAAAUAAAACUUCCAAAGAAGCCCAUCAUGAGGAGGAAUCUAAUACACCACAUUCAGUAGUAACUUCUAAUAAGUCAAAAAACAUGACCAACCACAAAAGCGGUAAUGUUGAAGAUGAUGUCAUUUCUAUUAUUGAUGAAACACAGGACUAUGAAUAUCAACAGAAUUUCACAGAUGAGACAGACUACCUGGCCGACCCAGAAAUCCUCGAUCUCGCCAAGUGCCACACUUGCGGACGGACAUUUGCGAAGGAAAGGCUUGAAAAGCACGCAAAUAUCUGCACCAAGACCACUCAGAAAAAGAGAAAAGUGAUUGACUUUUCAAAGAUUCGAGUUCAAGGAACCGACAUGGAAAAAUUCUGCAAAAAUAAAAGUAAAACCCCCGAACAGGCCAAAAAACCCAACUGGAAAGCCAAGUCUGAAGCUUUACAGAGGACGCUCCGAGAGGCAAGAAUAGCGCAGCACGGUGGCAAGCUGAGUGAUCUGCCACCUCCAGCACCCGCAGAGAACCCCGACUAUGUGUCCUGCCCACAUUGCCAGCGCCGCUUCGCGCCAGACGUGGCCGAGAGGCACGUGCCCAAGUGUCAGAACCUGCGAAGCCGGCCAGCACCUCCAAAAAGAAAAUAAUGAAAGCAGUAUCAAACGUUGUACAACAACCAGAACAAAAAACUACCUAAAUAAACAAUGCUCAAAAACUGAUUUGGUUUACGUUAUAAUAGAGCUCAACCUUUAAAAAAAAUAGGAAUCAAUAAUGGCUACAUAUGUGAACAUACAAAGGUAGACCAACUCAAUUAUAUCCACAUAGCAUAAAGGCUAAGCCUAAGACAAACGUGAAUAAAAGGGGCAAUCAUCUUCAACUUCUUUAGGCCCUGGCAACUCCCUCCCAGGCUGACUUUCAACAGCCCACUGGGUCGUCGCGUAUGACCUGCCAGGCAGCAGGGAAACAUUUAUAACAGUAGCCAUUUUUGCAAGGCAAACCAACAGCAUGACAGCAUAUCCGUCAACUAAAUUAUAAGAGCCGUUCAGAAGACUGAAUCAAGAAGUUAUAGAAAGCGGACCGUCCCCCCCCCCAGAUAUGGGGGUAAAAAGUUGAUCCAACAAGGUUUCCAAAAAUUGUCGACCCCCUAAAAUUAUUGUGUAGGCAUAGGGUGUGUAGGUAUAUAUGCCUACAACACGCUACAUACAAUAGUAUCUGCACACAUGGGGGGAGAGAAGAGGACAUCUGUGGGGGCAAGGCACGAAGCACUGAGAAGCCCUCCGCAGGAGCUAGAAUAAGGCCGCUGAAAUUGUAGUCAUUAAAAACUUCAUGAAACCGUUUAAUAAUUAUGCCGAUGGUUUAGAUGUAUAUUUGUUGACAAAAAAACUGAAUUCAAGAACGAUCAACUUACACCAACCAACAUAAUGAAAACUUUCCUGCGAUUGCAGUAUGUGAAAUAUCAAUUCGACCACAAAUGUUGGGGUUCUACAUAACCGCAACGUGAAUUAACAUUAGUAAUUUGUGUAGACGACGAGGAAAACAUUUUAAAUUAGAGCCUUAAAUCAUACCUACAUAAUGCAGAUAUGCAUUAAGUGACUAAGCAAUAAAUGCAGUUUUUAAUUGCAUUUUUUAUGGGAGCAUGUUCUUUAUCCUAAUGCGUCGUUAAUAUUUUAUUACCGUUUGAGAACUUGAGUAUUUCUCCUGCUCAGGUCAGUUUCAUAAGUAUAAUAUAUAUAUCUCAGUGCCUCCAUCCAAUUUUCAAUAAGGUAAUUGAUUUAUUUUAUUUAUUAAAUGUGUUCAAAUGGGACAUUUGAAGUCAGGAUCAGCAUAAGAUUGUAUACUAAAAUAAGAAGCCAUUUAACUAUUAAAACACCCAUUUUUAAAUUAACUGUACCGUAUACUUUUUUAUGGAUUUUAAUUCUGUGAAAAACUGCUUAAUUUAUCAAAUGAAAAUCUUCAAACAGCUUUAAUAUGACUAAAACGUAAUAACUCACGUAAAUAUAUUAAAAAUUAUUGUAAAAAUGUAAUUAUAAAUGCAGGGUGUAACAUGGAUUGAUUGUGGUGCAGAGUUCAUGUUGUAUGGGAUACAUUGAAGAAUGGUUUAAUGAUACAUUUCACUACGCUUUUUGAAAUUUUAUCUGUAGACUUUAAUGUUAAGAUGCACAUGUGAAUUGCAUUCAAUUGAAGUACAGAAUGCUGUAUAUUUUUUAAAUGUACACUGCAUUUUCAAUGCUUGAAUGAUCAGAAAUGUAUGCACUUUCAAGUUGGGGUUUGUAUUAACAAAGGGUAAAUAUGUAUGCGCUGUAAGUUAUUUAAUUGCCCAUAUAUUUCAGAACAUAAAGGAAAAACUGGAUAAUGCAUUUCCCUCUGAUAAUAUGUACUGUCUGCACGCCUAAACUUAUAGAUAUUAAACUAUCACAAGGAUUCUGCUCCACCAUA
This is a messenger RNA of Petromyzon marinus (sea lamprey), 3705 nucleotides long. RefSeq lists its product as uncharacterized. Lineage: Eukaryota; Metazoa; Chordata; Hyperoartia; Petromyzontiformes; Petromyzontidae. The record is from RefSeq and is a predicted model, not a curated record.